This is a messenger RNA of Ilex paraguariensis (yerba mate), 1896 nucleotides long. The record is from the annotation of a GenBank genome assembly. Lineage: Eukaryota; Viridiplantae; Streptophyta; Magnoliopsida; Aquifoliales; Aquifoliaceae.
GAACUCGCACUCUCGACGAACUCGAACCGAUUUGGAGCCAACGGUGCGAAGAUUCCCUGUUUCUAAACCAUAAUUCUUCGAAUUCUUUGACUUGGUAAAGCUAAAAUUCUUUGCUUUUUCAUUCAAAUUUCUUAGUAUUUAAUAAUAAUUGGAUUUAAUCUUUGAGUAUACAAUAUGGCUGGUCUUUACUUCCUAUAAGCCUUCAGUAAUUGUUGAAAUUCAUAGGAAUUAGAAGUUGUUUGAUUGAUUUAUGAAGAACCCAAGUUUCCGAUUUGUUGAUCUGGGUUGUGCGAGUUUUAUGAUUUGUGGGGCUUUUGAUCAGUAGUAGAUGUUAGUACAUCUGAAUCUAUUGGUAUUGGCGAAUUCUUGAAACGGGUUUUGUUGUGUUGGUCGUUUAGGGCUUUACGAUUGUCAGAAUAAACUGUGGGGUUUCAAAUUCUUGAUAGCAGGGUCAUCUUGGAGUGAAGGUCUUAAUUUUUGUGGAAAUUUGUGUAUUGAGUUCAAAAGAUACUGGUUGCAGCAUUCUAGUGAGAGUUUGUGUUGGCGCUCUUGCGCUUGUGUACAAAGGGGUUUCUACAUGGGGAAACCACUGUUUUAUGAGAUUUUAGAAAAGCCAGCUACAAGUUGUAUUAUAGGACUAUGUACUGCAAUUUGGUUUUAUAUACAGAAGAAAAGCAUUGGAUAUUCACAUGUGGGUUUGAGUUAUGAACAUGCCCUUGAAGGUCAUUAUUGGAGGGUAAUAACAUCUGCAUUUUCCCAUAUUAGUGUUCUUCAUCUAGUUUUUAAUAUGAGUGCACUUUGGAGCCUUGGAGUUGUCGAACAGUUAGAGCACAUUGGUCUUGGGGUGGAGUUUUAUCUCCAUUACACCCUUGUGUUGGUUGUUUUAUCUGGUUUGCUUGUUUUGGGUGCAUAUCAUGUUUUGAUACAAAAAUUCAAGCUUGAAUAUUUCAGAAGAGUAACUGCUGUUGGAUAUUCUUGUGUGGUUUUUGGGUGGAUGACGAUUCUAUCGGCGAAGCAACCUUCUUCUAAGUUGGAACUUUUUGGGUUUCUUUCGCUUCCCAUUAGUUUUGCACCAUUUGAGUCCCUUAUAUUUACCUCAAUAAUCGUUCCGCAAGCAAGUUUUCUUGGUCAUUUAUCAGGAAUCAUUGUUGGGUACUCUAUUGCAUGGGGUUUGAUCCAUGGGAUGAACAAUUACUGGGCAGUUUCAAUGUUGGGAUGGAUUAUGCUUGUGUUUGUGUUAACUUUGAAGAAGUCUGGUGCAUUUGAUUUCAACUUUCUUGAGAUUGAACCCGUUACAGAUCCAUCCUUGCCGUCUGUUCGAUUUCUUGCUUCUGGAAAUGGCAGAACCUUGCAGAUGAGUACACUGCCAGAUACUGGUGCCAAUCUUGUGUAGCUUUUGGUCAAGAUCUUACCAUAUUCUUCACGGAGGUCGGCUGGACUUACAUGAAGGUCAUCCUACUUUUAUCUUGUACCCAGUCUUUAUGCAGGACUGUUCGUCUCGUGUACAAGAUUUUUACAUUUGCACUAUCAUCCACUGAUAAAAACAUGAGAGUUAUCCGAGACUGCUCCUCUAGCUCUUUAGAUUCUUGAAUGUAUGUCAUGUCUUAAGCAUUCAUGGUAUGUGAGGUCACUAAUCCCCUUUGUUAUUUUUAUGCUUCUCUGCUCAAGAAGCGUUUUCCUUACCUGUUGGAUCUUGGACCCAACAAGUUCAGUUUUUAUUCCUCCAUUUUUAACUCAAUGAAACGAGGAAAAAAUGAUUUUCUGUUACAUUUACUAUGUAAUGUUAAAGUUUGCCCUUUAUGAUCUAUCGCAUAAAUGAAUAGAUUAUCGUGUCCUGUAUAUAUAUUUCUUUCUCCGUGUGUAAUUUCAUUGUGAUAAUAGUUGUAUUAUUGCAGA